AUGAGGCAUGCUGACGGCGGCGUUCAGGGGAUCGGCCCUUGCGACGAGGAGAGUCGAGCCGUUGGCGCUUUGCCGGACGAGGCGAACGAGGAGGCGAACGCGGGCGGGUGGUAUGGUGAGCUGGCGAUCGGUGGCGAGAGGGAGGACGAGCGGGCGAACGAUGACGGCGGGAUCGGUGGUCACGAGACUGGCUACGAGACACGACGCGACGAGGAGAUCGCGGCGAACGAUGCAGGCGCGGAGAUCGUGACGAUCGCGGCUCAAGGUGACGACCGCCACGGCGGCUCCCCUGCCUGUCGUCACGCGCCUCAGACGAACGACGGUGAGGCGAUCGUGCCCGGGGCGCCGCAGCCUCUACGCCGGAGCGCACGACGGACGCCUGGCGGGCAGGCUCCUUCUGCGGCAGGGAAUUUCCGCCACGUGGAGUCAGAUCGCGCCGCAGAUCCUCGAAGCGACGGCGUAUCUGAUCAGCAGAUGCCAGCGGAGCAACGGGCACGCUCGCAGCGGGACGCGCGGGGGGGAGCGGACGGGGAGCAGAACCGCUCUCCGCGAUGCGCUCCCGACCAUGGCCGCCAUCAGCAGACAUUGGAGCGCGGGGAGGAUGUCGCUCGCUCAGCAGGCGGUCGACGUGGCGGACGGGGAGCAGCGGGACGCGGACGACGGGCUAGCGGAGGAGGACCUGAGAAUGUGUAUCAACAAUCGGGACGGAGAGCUUUAAACGAGCUGGAAGAUGAUAAUGAGGAGACAUCAUCAGGCAGCAGCUUUGUACCUGCGGAAUCCACAGACUCGACUUCUAGCUCUGAGUCUGUGGAUGAACCCCAAACCCAGACUCCUGCUAGAGCAACCAGAGCAGCCCCAACUCACAGGGCGGGAGGAUCCUCAGUUGCGAGAUCCACACGGAGGGGACCCCCAACACCAACCCGAGCCGCAUCGGGCAACAUUGCAAACCCCCCACCCCCACCACCAAUUUCCCACACUCCAACCCAUUCCCGAGCCGCCCCACAAUCUGCACCUGGCGGUAACCCCAUCCCAACCCACGCGCGAGAGGAAAAAUCCCCAGAAACACUCGCCAAGGACGACGUGCUAUUCGCUGGGGUUGGAAGAUGGGACCUGACGAAAUUGCGCGACAGUCGCCACGCACCACUCUCCCGCCACCUCCCACCCGACCCUCGCAAACUUUUCGCCACCGCCCUGCUGGUACCUCUGCUGCGGUUGGCGAACGAUCCAGACUCACACUCUGCUUGGGUCGUCCUCUUGUUCCUCGCACGACUCACACUUCGCCAGCUGUCACCCAGGCGUCCAGAUUGGAAGGCAGUCAGCGCACGACUUAGCAAAUUCAUGUGUGGGGACUGGGAUGAGCUGUACAAGGACACCGUGGACUCACUGACCCGUCCCCAGCCACCCAGACACCAGCCGGAUGACAUUGGGGUCAUCGCGAGAGCUGAGGGGCUAGCUCGACGUGGCAGCCUGCGACGGGCCGUCAUGGCCUUAGAGGCCACGCCAGUUUGCACGCCAUCGCCGGCUGUGCUGGAGGCACUACGCGCCAAGCACCCACCUGCGCCCGCCUCCCCACCUGACUGGAUAUUUCCCACACCAGACCCUCACCUCUCGGCGCCUUACGAGGUCUUCUCCAAGGUUUUGGGUCGGUGUGAGAUGGGAGUAGGAGCUGGGCCAUCAGGAACAACAUUCGAACACCUGCGGGACGCAUCUCUGAUCAACGCUUCAGUGGGGAAGCACCUGCAUGCGCUAGUCAACACCAUACUCACUGGAAAAUUACCUCUCGCAAUAGCCGAACUCCUCACCGCCUCUCGCCUGAUUGCCCUUACCAAACCAGGAGGGGGGACGAGGCCGAUAGCCAUCGGCGAAAGCAUCACUCGCCUCGCUGCCAAAACAACUCUUACCUUGACGGCGGGCGCCGCUCGAGAUUUCUUCUUACCUCAUCAAUUCGGUGUAGCGGUUCCAGGGGGAGCAGAGGCGAUCAUCCACAUCACGCGAACUUUUCUUACCGUCAACCCUGGAGCGCUCGUUCUGCAGGCCGACCUGGCGAACGCUUUCAAUAGUGUUAACCGAGGGGCCAUCGCGGAGUCGCUUCGAGCUGGCGUCUCUCCUGCUUACCAGAUGCAUCUCGCGGCGAGUCUCCUAUGUCGCGCGCACCACUCCGCUCUCUCCCUUGCCAGUGGAGGAAUGGUCGGACUGGGGCAAGGGAUUGUUUGA
Messenger RNA from Closterium sp. Naga37s-1, 2214 nucleotides. Lineage: Eukaryota; Viridiplantae; Streptophyta; Zygnematophyceae; Desmidiales; Closteriaceae. The record is from the annotation of a GenBank genome assembly.